Messenger RNA from Centropristis striata (black sea bass), 3826 nucleotides. RefSeq names its product cell division cycle 14B (gene cdc14b). Gene Ontology annotation, biological process: cilium assembly; microtubule cytoskeleton organization; regulation of exit from mitosis. The coding region runs from base 160 to 1530 and encodes 456 amino acids. Gene Ontology annotation, molecular function: protein serine/threonine phosphatase activity; protein tyrosine/serine/threonine phosphatase activity. Gene Ontology annotation, cellular component: mitotic spindle; centrosome; spindle pole. NCBI's taxonomy places the organism in Eukaryota, Metazoa, Chordata, Actinopteri, Perciformes, Serranidae. The transcript has 12 exons. The record is from RefSeq and is a predicted model, not a curated record.
ACACAACACACACGCAGUUCCAGGUCAUCAGCAGCACAGGAGCAAGACCAUGCCAUAAUAUAACGCAGCAGCAAAACGGGGACAAGCCGCCGCACUGCGAAGCAAGAGAGGUCUGCUGCAGCUGCUCGGGAAUGUCCACCGUGAAGCACUGAAGACAAAAUGAAGCGCAAAAGCGAGAGGAGACGAGCUGAGUCGAGGAAAAAGCGCUGUGCAGCUCCCAACAGCGCACAGGCGGAGCCAAACUCUGAUAUUUACACGAAGAUAACAGAUCAACUGUAUUUCGCCAUACUGAAGCAAAAGAUCAAGAGCACAGCUGAACGACACUGUUUCUGCAUAGAUGAAGAGCUGUCAUAUGAGAACUUCUAUGCGGACUUUGGUCCCCUUAACCUGGCCAUGUUUUAUCGCUUCUGUUGCAAGCUGACAAAGAAGCUCAAGUCCAUUACACUCUCAAGGAAGAAGAUCAUAUUUUACACAUGUGGAGAUCAGAAGAAACAAGCUAAUGCUGCCUACCUAAUCGGCUCAUAUGCAGUAAUGCAUCUUAACAUGAUGCCAGAGGAGGCCUACAGUCUGCUGGUGUCGAGGAAUUCAACAUAUAUUCCAUUCAGAGAUGCUUCGUUUGGAACCUGCAUGUACAAUCUGAACAUCCUAGACUGUCUUCGUGGUGUUCACAAGGCUCUGCAGUACGGCUGGCUUGACUUCUCCAACUUUGAUGUGGAGGAAUAUGAGCACUAUGAGAGGGCAGAAAAUGGAGACUUAAACUGGAUCAUUCCAGGAAAGUUCCUUGCAUUCAGCGGGCCUCAUCCAAAAAGCAAAAUAGAGAAUGGAUACCCUUUGCACGCUCCUGAGGCUUACAUCCCAUACUUCAGGAAUCAUAACAUCACCACCAUCAUCAGGCUCAACAAGAAGAUGUAUGAUGCCAGGCGUUUCACAGAGUCUGGCUUUGAGCACCACGACCUGUUCUUCGUGGACGGGAGUACACCAAACGACGCCAUCGUCAGGAAGUUUCUGAACAUCUGCGAGAACGCAGAAGGAGCCAUAGCUGUCCACUGCAAAGCUGGCCUGGGGAGGACUGGCACUCUGAUUGGGUGUUAUAUGAUGAAACAUUACUGCCUGAGUGCUGCGGAGGCCAUCGCCUGGAUACGGAUCUGCCGACCGGGGUCCAUCAUUGGGCCUCAGCAGAACUUUGUUGAAGAAAAGCAGAACAGUCUGUGGGCAGAAGGAGACGUAUUUCGGGAGAAGGUGCAAAAUGAACGAGAGAAUGGCAAGAUGGCUGUCACCAGGAUCCUGUCUGGUGUGGAUGACAUAACCAUCAACGGGAGCAACAAGAACAGGCCGUCCAAGAAAGAAGAAAUGGACAUGUAUAAUGAUGACGAGGAGAGAAAUGGCCUCACACAGGGUGAUAAACUGCGAGCCCUGAAGAGCAAGAGGCAGGCCAGAUCGUCCUCAGGUUCACUAUCGCAGGUGGUAGUGUUCUGCUGCAGCCUCAUGGGCACGGUGUGGCCGAUGUGUUGCCUGCCGUUCAAAAGAUAGCUGAGAGAGGCAGAGACAGAGUGGGGGAGAGGAAAAACAGAGAGAGGAUGUGAGGUUUUGUAUGAUGGAGGUAAGUGCACGUCACUUCCUUUUUAGCUGACAUCCUCUUCCUGUAGAAAUGGUUGCUAUGCCAGUGAAUGGUAUGGCUGAUUUUGAAGUUGUUCUUUUUUCCUUUUCUUUUUUUUUUUCUGUCUGUCUUUGGAUGACUAUGGUGUGAAGUGGAUAUGCACUUAAUGGAUGCAUUACAUUUACACGCCUUUCAUUAUCUGCCUCUCAUGGACACACUGAGCUGAUCUGCUUUGAUAUUGAGGCUUAUCCAAGAUAUCCUCUGAGUUACAGUAAAGCUGAGCCUGUUGUACCUGUUAACAACAGCACCAAUUAUUCAACUAAUCACGGUUUUACAUAAAAUCUGGAUUAGCUGAAUCAAACGUUUCAGUGCUUGGCUUGCACUACUGACUUGGCACGACUCGAGAACAACUGUUAGUUAGGAAAACAUUCUCGUUCUGAUCUGCAGUAGAAAUUUCAUUGCUGUUUGGUAAAGUAGCCAACUUGCCCGCUCAACCAUUAAAGCUGGAGUUGUUUUCGGAAAUUGACAGUUAUUUAUUUGGUGUUGGAAUCAUCUUUGCCUCAGAUGUUUUCACAAGUUUAAUUAGCGGAUUUAAAUGGCAUUGUUGGGAGCCUGAUCCUCAUUCUAAUGCACAGGAUUCUAAAACCUCGUACGGAGGUAUUGGGAUGAAAAUGGGGUUUUAUCUGUUCUCAGAAGGGAGAUUCGUUUGCCAUAUGCCUUAUCAGUGUAUGCAUUAUUACACAAACCUCUAACUUCCAGCUGAACUUCACCAUCUGGCUCCACUGUUUGUUCUAUUAUGUAACACUGAAGUGCAUGCUGAGUUGCGGCGGCGAUUAGAACGACGAUUAUAUGAAAACGUUCUCUUCUGCCUUUUCAUGCAUGGCGACAGGCAUGAAACCCUGGACAUGCACGCAUGGACAUGCCUCUGUGUUUGAUCUCUGUUUGUGUCUAACAUGUAAUUAAUGUUGGGCCGGGUUCAUUGUCAAUUGCCUGUUGUUUUUCCAUUGCUUUGGUGACUGGAUCAGUGUACACAUACCAUCUGAACUCUGUGUACUCCUUCAGGUUUCUGUCUCUGCCAGCUUCUUUUUAAAUGGUCCGUUUUUGUGCAACAAAAUUUGCCAACAGAUACUUAAAUUAUUUUCUCACGUAUAAAGUCUUAGAGCUCGACCGAUAUUUUGAAAGGCUGAUCUCAAACACUAUUAUGCUCAUCACAGAUAUAGCUAUUGGAGUAUAUUUUGCCUGAAAUUGCCGUCCAAUGCAAGUUUUAUAGACUGCAACUUACUUUUUAAUGUAUAAAGCUAAAUAUUUUUUGACUCUGUUUAAAAGAUAGUUAGUGAAGUUUCAGUUUAUUUUUCAACUGUAUUCAUUUAUUUAUUUAUUUUUAACAGAGCGAAACACAUUUAUAUAUGGCAUACAUUGUGUCAAAAAUAUUACAACAGUUUCCAGAUAACAGUUAAGUUUAAUUUUAACAAAUAAUCAUUACUUUUUAUAUUGUUAGUUUCAUAAAUAACCUAUAUUUAAUUUAAAGUCCCCCUCCAGACACAUGUGUUUAAAAGUAUUUUCACACUUAUCAAAUGCAAUGUGAUUAAUAUUUUGUUUGUUUCCUCUAACACUACUUUACUCCAUUCAUGUCUGAGCCUCCAGACUCUAUGCUACUAUGUUAGUGUGUUUUCACUCUCAGUAUUGAAAAGUUGGCUCUGCACUCAAGGUUUCAGGUUUCUUUUCCUGUUUUUGCAAGCAAAAGCAGAAUAGUAUUAGCUUUUGAAGUAGUGAUGUACCUAACACUGACAUCUCCCCCUUCAGUAAAGGAAUGUAAAAACAGCUCUCUAGUGACAACCUUUUCACAGAUGCAAGUCAGGCUAGACAAGGUAUAAACAUUUUAGAAGACAUAAGCAAGAAAAACACAUUUUUGAGUGAAAGGGGAUCUGUAAAUAACUAAAUUGACCAUCACAGUAUAUUAUUAGCUUUUUUGAAACUCUCAAAUAUCAACAUCUAUGUUAAAUUCCCCCAUCGGUCGAGUUCUAAGUAUAAAGCAAACUGUUAACACAUCAGAGCAAGUGAAGAACAAAAACUUGCUGACUGGCACGGUCUUUGAAAGGUAUUUCAUCUAAUCCAGUCCCAGUGGAAAAGCAGAACAUCAGAGGCUUUGUGUCCUGCCCGGACGUCUCUUGUCUCUCCUUCCUUUUUUUCCCCUUUUUUUCCGUUUGCUCUUGUUGUUGGAUUUGUCCU